Molecule: messenger RNA, 324 nt
Organism: Symbiodinium pilosum
Lineage: Eukaryota; Dinophyceae; Suessiales; Symbiodiniaceae
Source: the annotation of a GenBank genome assembly
AUGCCUGCCAAGAAUGACAUCCAAAACUGCGGAAAUCACUUGAAGCCAGUAGACGAUGCAGACAUGCCUGGUACCAAACCCUACGUGGAGAAGUACUACACCGGUCCUGAGUCCAACCCAACCGGCUAUCCGCUGCCGGCUGUGAGCGAAUAUGAGGAUUCAAACCAUGCCCCUCCAGUGGAUGUGAAGGAAUGUGUGGCGACCUGCUGUACAAAGCCACCAGCGGCGGCCAACAACGCCCGGGGUCUGGACAAGCGCCCUCAGGUCCGGACAUGUCCGGACGAUGUUAUGCACUUGUUGAUAUUGCGAAAUUCCGAUGGCUGA